AAGCCAAACUGCUAAUCACGAGCUUUUGUCAGUCAAAACCACUCGGACCUUGUUCAUAUUACCCAGCACACCGCCAGUUCAUCUCAGUGUCCCCAACCCAGCUUCGACAAGAUGUCGACUCCCCAGGUCGUCCAAGACUUUGUUGAUAACAUCCUCCCCCAAAUCGGAGGCAAGCCGGCGCUUGAAGAAGCCGUCAGGUCGGCCAACGAGCACGCCCGUGGGGUCAUGAUUGUCGAAACGCCUCCAAUCGUCGAUGCCGAUAGCUACGUCAAGUACAUGACAGGCUUUCUCCAUUGGGUGCCAUGGGAGAAUUCCAAGUCGACUGAGGUCUUGAAGAAGCUCUCCGUCUUCUACUAUGUGUUAGACCAGCCAGCCCUGGCGCCGUACCAGAACGCCAUCUCCCCCGACUCGGAAUACAAACCGCUGACCCCGUUGUCGGCGUGGAUCGUCGAGUAUGCCAAGGCUGUAGGAGCCUUCAUGGCCACCCCGGAAUCACUGACACCGCAAAAGUUUGACACGUUCAAACGGGCCCGGCUCUUUCGGGUCUGGGAGUGCGUGAGUCCGGAUGGCUCCGCGUUCCAUUGCUUCAAUGACUUCUUCUCGCGCAAGCUCGCCAAGCCCCGCAUCGUCGCCGGCCCCGGCGACAACCAUACGCCUGUGUACCCGGCAGACUCGCUGUGGGCCGACAGCUUCGACGUCGACGACGACUCCAACACGUGGGUCCCCGCCGACACGCUGGCCAAUCACGACCCCGGCAAGAUCACGGCCAAGGGGUGGACGUGGAGCAUCCAGGCGCUGCUGCAGGACAGCCCGUACGCGACGGCGUUCGGCGGCGGCGUCUGGCUGCACUCGUUCCUCAGCACGUUCAACUACCACCGCUUCCACGCGCCCGUCUCGGGCACUGUGGUCGACAGCCGCGUCAUCCAGAACGCCGCCUACCUCGACGUCAUCGCCACGGGCAACACGCUCGUCCCGCGCCGCAGGAUCCACAAGGACAUUGACGCCGAGGACCAGUCGGGCUACCAGUUCCUGCAGACGCGCGGCUGUGUUGUCAUCGACACGACCGGCAGCCCCGACGGCGACAUUGGUCUCGUCGCCGUGCUCCCCAUCGGCAUGGCCCAGGUGUCGUCGGUCAACCUGACGGUCAAGCCGGGCGACAGCAUCAAGAAAGGCGACGAAUUCGGCUUCUUCCUGUUUGGCGGCUCCGACAUCGUGACCGUCUUCCAGGCAAAGGCCGGCUUCUCGGCGGCGGACCCCAAUACCUUCAACAAGGAGACUUCGGUCGACGAGGAGGGGAAUGAAUUGCCGUACACCUUCUACGGCACUUCGUUUGUCAAUAAGGCCUAA
Lasiosphaeria miniovina is the source of this 1347-nucleotide messenger RNA. Its product is annotated as phosphatidylserine decarboxylase-domain-containing protein. NCBI's taxonomy places the organism in Eukaryota, Fungi, Ascomycota, Sordariomycetes, Sordariales, Lasiosphaeriaceae. Gene Ontology annotation, biological process: phospholipid biosynthetic process. Bases 112 to 1347 code for a protein of 411 amino acids. The record is from RefSeq and is a predicted model, not a curated record. Gene Ontology annotation, molecular function: phosphatidylserine decarboxylase activity. The transcript has 3 exons.